CCGCCCAAACCGCCCCCCCCUCCGUCGCCGAGUCCGCCGCCGCCGCCGCCGUCGCCUCGGCCACCGUCGCCGCGGCCUCCGCCUGCCCCGCCGUGGUCCGUGCCAGCGGGCUGGGCCCCCUAUCACCUCACACAUCAGCACAGCACUUGCCGCGCCAAGAGUCAGCGGCUCGGCAAGUUUGAGAGCGCCGGCGAGUGCGCCGCCGCGUGCGACCGCAACCGGCCGGUCUGCUCCUUCUUCAUCUUCGGCAGGCUGUCCGACGAGCGCGGCGCCUACCGAGGAGAGUGCUGGGCCUCGCUCGCCGCCGACAAGUCGUGCCCCGAGGGCCUCGAGCCGGCCGAGGCCAGCAUGUACGCUCUCGGACCGGAGCCCGUCGCAGACGAGGCCACGCGCUUGCUCGUCGUGGCGCUGUCCACCGCGCUGGCCACGGCGGCCCUUCUCCUCGCCGCCGCCGGCUGCUACGUGCGAGGCUGCCCCCCCUUCUCUCGCCGGCCGGGUCGGAAGGGUCUGCCGGGCAGGUUUGUCGAGUUGCGGGCCUGAAGGCGAGCAGCUUGCAGGCUAGAGUGGCGGGCGGAGCGACGGCCGACCGCGAAGACGCACCAGUGGGGAGUGAGAGUAUCUCUCUGCGCGGGGGCGAGGCGCUCGGGGCGCGUGGUGCCGGCGGGGGAGCACGCGCUGGGGCAAUGUCAGCGCUGGUACCCCACACCCAACAGAACCAAACCCUCCUCACAUCUGAUCAUAAACGCCGGGAAAGCCGCUAGCCGGGUCUGACAAUUGAGGUGACAUC
Messenger RNA from Emiliania huxleyi CCMP1516, 787 nucleotides. RefSeq lists its product as hypothetical. The annotation marks the transcript as partial. The transcript has a single exon. The record is from RefSeq and is a predicted model, not a curated record. Lineage: Eukaryota; Haptophyta; Isochrysidales; Noelaerhabdaceae.